Molecule: messenger RNA, 3816 nt
Organism: Mercenaria mercenaria
Lineage: Eukaryota; Metazoa; Mollusca; Bivalvia; Venerida; Veneridae
Exons: 5
Coding region: 258-2921 (887 amino acids)
Molecular function (GO): peptidyl-prolyl cis-trans isomerase activity
Source: RefSeq, a predicted model, not a curated record
CGAAAUGUACACAACAUAACGUCCAUAGAUCAAUUAUUAAUUAUCUUUGACAAGUCACAUAGACUGUAAAAGUUUUGUGUUAUGACUUGGUUGAAAAACGUGAUAAAUUACUUGUGUCUUGUUCGAGAAAAAUGUAGGACGUCUUCACUUAUGUAUUGACAGUCGAAACAGCGUUACGUUACGUUUUCCCGUAAUAAACGUUUUAUGCGCCUUUAAUGUAAAAUCGUUUUAUUGAUUUUGGGACAGACGUUUUUAAAAUGCGGACACUUUAUGGAAUUAUUGCGGUAUUUGUAAGCACAGCAUUAUACGCAGAAGCAGGAACAGUUUACAAAACUAUCAUCAAAAAUGGAACAGGACCGGUUCCUCAACCAAACCAGACUGUUAUCGUGCAUUAUACGGGAAAACUACAAAGCGGAGAAGAGUUUGAUUCAUCUAGAACCCGCAAUGAACCAUUCAAAUUCAAACUCGGCGCUGGAGAGGUCAUACGGGGCUGGGACGCUGGAGUCUCAUCAAUGCGCGUUGGCGAAAGAGCAGAGCUAGAAAUCGCCCCAGAAGACGGAUAUGGAGCGGAAGGAUACCCGCCAGUUAUCCCACCAUCAGCGAAGUUGUUGUUUGAUAUAGAGCUGCUGGCUAUCGAGGGAGUAACACCAGUGCCACCUCUGCCUGCUUUCGGUGGUAUGACAGAUGUCGUCACUUCGUCGUCUGGAUCUUUACAAACAGGAGGUGGACAAUCAGCUGACUUAAACGGAUUUGGUGCUUCAAACAUGUUUGACAACCAAGGAUUUAGCUCUGCAGGAAUCAGUUUGGAUGGGAAUCAGGGUUUCGGCGGAAUAGGUGGAGAUAGUACCCAAAGUUUUACUCCACCUGAUUUGUCAAUGUCAGGUCCUGGGAUGAUAGCUGGUGAUGGCGGAACACGUGGUACCUCAUCAGUUUCUGGUUUUGGUUUAGAUAUGACAGAGACAAGCCGGCCGCGGGAUUCAGUUCCGUCCCUGGCUGAUGCGUUUUCCGCAUCUAUGUCCGGUAGAGGAUCGGCAGGUUCUUUGCCUGAACAGAGGCCAGUCGCUUCGAUGAAUGGACCAUUUGAUUUCGGUAGAGGGGGUGCCGGGGAUGCACUUUUUGGUUCACAGGGAGGCUCCCAAAGAUCAAUGUCGGAUCCAUUUUCAACUAGAGGAACUUCUGACACACCAACGGGUUUUGGUGGCGGCAGAUUUGAUCAGUCUGUAUCAGACCCCUCUUUAAAUGGACCAUUUGGACCUCCAUCUGAUUCGAGAUUUGGAGACUUAUCGUCUGGAAGUUCGAGAAGAGACAACCGAGGAGUAGCUGUUGGUAGCAGAUUCCCCGAAACAAGAAUUCCUGGAAUGGACAUAUCAAGCGCAAGUGGCACCGAUUUCGGUUUUGACAGAUCAUCCGGAGGUACAGGAUUUUCACUAUCUGAACGUGGUGGAAGAUUUAGUGCUACUAGUGGACGUACUGCUAAUUCAGGGCCAUCAUCUGACUUUUCAUCCACGAGGUUUGGUAGCGAAAUGCCUGCCCAAAUAGGAGGUGAUACCAUGCUACCUGGCAUGGACAUGGGUAUGGGUUCAAGUUUUGGCUCAUCUUCCACAAGUGCUAGUUCACGUGACCUUGGAAGUGGUAUGGCACCAGACAGAUUUGGAAGUUCUGCUCGUGGUUUUUCCAGAGACCGCCCUUUCGAUAUGGAAAGAGGGUCUUUUAGAGAAGACACGGGUUCAAGUAUGGGUGGAAGAAUGUCCACAGUGCGUGAUAUGGGAAUGGGUGCUGCUGGAUCUGAAAUGCCUGGAGGAAUGGGAUUAGGUAUGGGUGGAAGAAUGCCGUCGUUUCCUGAUAUAGGCAGUGGGAUGGGUAUGAGUGGUUCCGGGCCUGAUGGAAGGGGAUCAGAAAUGGGCGGAAGAAUUCCUCCAAUGUCUGAUAUGGGAGGUGGAGUAGGAAGUGGAGUGGGAAUAGGUGCUCCUGGACCUGAUAUGUCUGGCGGAAUGGGUUCAGGUAUUGUCGGAAGAACGCCGACCUUUGGAGGUGGUAUGGGUAUUGGUGCGUCUGGGCCGGGUAUGACAGGCGGAAUGGGACCUGGCAUGGAUGGAAGGAUGUCGCCAAUGAGUGGUAUGGGAGGAAGCAUGGGAUCGAGAGGUUCAGGGCCUGAUAUAACUGGUGGAAUGGGACCAGGCAUGGGUGGAAGGAUGUCGCCAAUGAGUGGUAUGGGAGGAAGCAUGGGAUCGAGAGGUUCAGGGCCUGAUAUAACUGGUGGAAUGGGACCAGGCAUGGGUGGAAGGAUGUCGCCAAUGAGUGGUAUGGGAGGAAGCAUGGGAUCGAGAGGUUCUGGGCCUGAUCUAACUGGUGGAAUGGGACCAGGCAUGGGUGCAAGGAUGCCUUCAGCGGGUGGUAUGGGGGGAAGUAUGGGAACGAGAAGAUCUGAAAUGACAGGGGGAAUGGACUCUGGCAUGAGAGGAAUGAUGGCUCCAAGGAGUGGUAUGAGAGGAAAUAUGGAAAUAACAGGUUCUGGGCCUGGUAUGACUGGGGGAAUGGGAGCAGGUAUGGGUGGAAGGAUGCCUCCAAUGUCUGGCAUGGAAGCUGGGAUGGGAACUGCUGGACCAGACAUGCCAGGAGGAAUGGGAUUUAUGGGGGGACCGAGAGGUGGACCCGGUUUUGACAGACCAUCCCGUAUGGGAAUGGGUGGAGUUACACCUUUUAUGGGAGGGUCUGGUCCAAGGAUGGGUCCAGGAGGGCCAGGAAUGGGACCUGGAACUGGGCCAAUGUCAAGAGCACCAGGGAUGAGGCCAGGGCCGGGGCGAUUUUCAGGGCCAAUGGGUCCAGGAAUGAUGCCUCCUUUCAUGAGACGAAGAAUGCCACCUUUUAUGAGAAGGGACGCCAUGAGACGAAGAAUGCUGGGGUUUAGAAGACGGAGAUAGUAUGCCUGUUGAAAAGUACAGCAAAUUUGAUCUCCAAAGUGAAACUUAAAAUCUUACAGAUGGUAAUUUUCCGUAAGCUUUAAACAAAACUGAAUUUAGAAUUUUGAAGUUCUAAAGCGAAAUCGGAAAUGUGUAAACAGUUUGUACAUCUACGAACAUUGCGAUGUCGUAAACCGUUGAAAGGAAACCAGUGCUUAUACAUGAUGUGAUCACCUUCAUGAUAUAACAAAUGUUAUGUUAUAUUGACGCAAACGUCCCUAAGUUUUAGGCGGACCAACCGAAAGGAUUGGCGGCACAUGCGCAUAAGUAAACAAAUUAUACUGCGAUAUUAGCGGCUAUUACGACACAAAUGGAUUGUUAAACGUGAAUAUUGUGAUGAGACUGAAUGUUCGCAUGAAAUCAAAUUUUAUUUUCAUUCUCGUGCUUUUGAAAAUGCAAAAAAAACCCCAAAAACAUGUUAUCAGUUCGAAAUAUCAUAGCUUUUUUAUUAGUUCGAAAUUACAGCCCACAAACUAUUUCAAGUUGCCAGGUUUUACCAGAAAGAAAUCGAAAUUAUGAAGUCAUAUAUUAUUAUUAUUUGUUAAAAAAAGAUGUUGUGGUAUUAUUACUCUGUAUCAAUUUAAUGUACAUACAUGUAUUUGAAUGACUAAACAAAUGAAUGUAAAAACUAAAUGUUCUGCAAAUAUUUGAUACUUAUAACUGAUGGCUAUUAAGCAUGGUAAUAAGCAUGCGUAACUUUUUAAUGUACAUAAGGAGCUAGUUUUAUUGUUUCGUAUUUGUUCAUUUUGUUCUGUAUACUGUUAUACUUUUGACACUGUUUAUAUAAAGUAAAUUGAAAUGUUUGUAAUAAUUUACAAAUGAUACAUGCUUUAAAAUAUCCUUUAUGAAAAAAAUA